Molecule: messenger RNA, 796 nt
Organism: Scheffersomyces coipomensis
Lineage: Eukaryota; Fungi; Ascomycota; Pichiomycetes; Serinales; Debaryomycetaceae
Exons: 1
Coding region: 212-571 (119 amino acids)
Biological process (GO): mitochondrial respiratory chain complex III assembly
Cellular component (GO): Cbp3p-Cbp6 complex; mitochondrion
Molecular function (GO): ribosome binding
Source: RefSeq, a predicted model, not a curated record
AAAUUUGGGUUUAAAUAAAAAUUUGGGUAUCGGAGUUCUUGUAUGCGUUUGCACGUGAUGGCAUUUGUUCCUGUAUACAGUGUCGUAUUGGUCAAAGAAAAAAAAAAUUGUAUUCGAAAAUUUUAAACAUCGAUUUUAACGGAAGACAGAUAGACCAUUUAGAAUUAAAGGGUUUAAACAGUAAACAUAUAAUCAAUAGAAAUCAGGUAUAAUGUCUAGUAAGAAGGAAUUGACGGAUAAGAUAAUAUCAUUAUUAAGAACGUUGCCUAAGGAUAGAUUGAAUUAUUAUUCGUCAUUUAAAGAAGUUCAAUUACAACGAUUUCAAAAUCUUAAUAGUAAAGAUCUUGAUCAUAAUAAUGUGAUAGAUAUAAGUGAAAAAGAUUUAAGAUUACAAUAUGAUUCAUUAAGAGAUUUGGUUAAUGAUAAGUAUAAGAAUUAUUAUAAAUUAGAUGAUAAAUUAUUGAAGCCAAAGGGUAAUCCUAUAUAUUAUGAUCGUUUAUUGAGUAGUAUUAAGGGAGAGAGAAAGGAAACUCUUUGGGAAGCUGCUAGAACUGUUGUAUUUGGAAGGUAGGUAAACAAGUACUUUUCCUUUCUAGAGUAAUAUAUAGAAGGUGGAUACAUGUACAUAGGUAUUUAUUCGAAAUAAUGAAUUUUAAUUUUUUAAUGACAAAACAGAAUGGUUACGUUGUAGAGAAAUGAAAUGAACUGAACACAGCCAUCGAAGACCAAUAAUAGUUAGUAGAUCAUAAUUUCAUCCUAUAUUAAAUAAAACGUCAUAUUGUUACAGUAAAAUUCU